Molecule: messenger RNA, 975 nt
Organism: Aureococcus anophagefferens
Lineage: Eukaryota; Pelagophyceae; Pelagomonadales; Pelagomonadaceae
Exons: 9
Coding region: 1-975 (324 amino acids)
Source: RefSeq, a predicted model, not a curated record
AUGUCAAUGGGUGCGCUCCAGGCGCACAAUAAUAGGAGGGGAUGUAAGCUACAGCUUACACGACCCAUCUUUAAAUAUAUCCAGCUUCUUCGUAUGCCUGUUGUGGUUAACACGGAGGCGAUGGACGGAGACGAGGGCGAAUUGCAGCAGCGCGACAAGACUCUCUCGACAUCAAAUCACGAAGUCGUAUUUCUUUACCCCCCCGUCGGAGGUCAGCGCUUCGCGCUGGGCAAGGGACUCUUCCUCGACCCGAAAAACAAAUUUCGCGAUAUUUUCGUGUCCCUGACGAUAUCUGGGUGUGGUUCACACAGUGGUGCUGGGUCAUUCGAUCGGCGAGGUCUCUGCAGCCUGCGGUGCCGGGCCCUGUCAAAGGAUGUGACAGCGAUGUCGUUGCUUGAAUUUUCUAACUUGAGCACAUUGCGCGAGCAUUUAGAAGGUCCAGAGGCGGCAAGGUGGUGUAAGCCGGCAGCAUCUCACUGGAGGCACACGGCACUGGCACCGCGCUGGAUAGGUGCCAUCUGCUUUAGGGAACAGGAAGCCGUCAUCUUUAGAUAUCUACAUCAUUCAAUUCCAUACAUGCUUGCGAUAGCUCCUUUCCACGCCCCAAGUCUCGAUCGAUAUUUUGAUAAGACUUUCCUCAAAAAGUUUUUGGAGGCUCGUGAUCGAUGCCUAGGCUCCUGUUCUUCCAUGGUAUGGACACAUACGCAGAAUUCUAAGUCAAUUCCAUGGAGCAUCAACGGUGGUGCGGAAAUGGGUGAAUGGAACUUCUCUUCUGGAGCCGGCGGCUUCUUCUUGCGCGAGCGAUUUGGGUAUGAGGCGCGAAAGUCGCGAUCAUGGCGUCUGCUCACUCAGUAUUCUCUGACGAGCACCAGCCAAGCGGAAAUGUUUGCCCGUAUUCGGGAAGCAACAGACCACACCAACGAAAGCUACGGGCUCGGGGAGGAUUGGUCGACAUCUAUGAUUCGUAUACUAUGA